AUGCCGGCCAAUGCGAUACCAGCAGAACUACGCAAGGCCAAGCCGCUGGAAGGGGCGCCAUCUUCCUCCGAUUUUCAAUUCCUCCUGGCUGCCAUCCAGAAGGUCGAGCAACGGGAUAAAAUUCAAGCCCCUGGCCGGCGAGUGCAGGUGGACGAUGAAGGUCAACCCCAGGUUCCGGCCAACUCCCCCAUUGGCAAUCCGCUUCGCCUGCGGCCAGUUCUAGAUGCACUGGCCAGUCUCUGCGUCUCCAAGCCCAGAGGCGAGGUUGUAGCCAUUGCUAUGGAAUGUGCGGCUGAUACAUCGGUGACCUUCCGCGUCGCCACAAACUCCGAGGUGCCCACAGCAACUGUGAACCACCUACAGAGCAUGUUGCGCAAGAUGCAGGAGGUAUCGUCUAGCUAUCGCAAGAACAAAGCUACCCAGUCUCACGAGGUGACUCCAGAUCAGCAGACCAUGGGCUUGACGAACAGUCUUGUCUAUAUGUGCAUUGACUUUUCAUUUGAGAAGUGGAAAAAGCGGAUUCACUCCAAGCUGGAACCCUUCCUAUCCAUCCCACACAAUGAUCUUCCGAAAGCCCAUCCAUUCGUCAAGACUCGAGUCUGCAUUCGGGGUCUUGUACACUUGUACAAGAAUAAGCCCCAGUUCAGCGAUCAGGAAGAGUGGAGAAGCUUGGUCAUCCAUCUGCAAGACACCCAGAAGGCGACGCAAGCCUUCAUUGAAACGAAGCCCGUGGUUGGUGCUGAGAGCCGGCGAUACGAGAAGUUCCCUUCCAUCGAAACCUAUCUCAUAAAGGUCAACUCUCUCAUCAACCAUCUUGGUGCACUGGUCCGAGCAACAAGAUCACCUCACUGUGAAGCCCUGCUCAAUAAGCAGUGCUGGGCUAAACACCUUCCAUCGAUGUCAACCAAGGUCGCUGCCGUCCCCAAUACCCCUGAGGAGUGGGAAGCAGUGUUGGAGAAAGCAGCGAGUGUACAACCCACUGAUUAUGACCUCGAUCUGAAUGUCAUUCGUGGAGAUUCACGCUUCAUGGCCCAGUCGGACAUUCCACGGGACAUCUCCGUGCACUGCGAAAUCAAAAUCCUGCUCGACAUCUUCCGGAACGAGAGUCCCGCAUACACAUACAUUGGUGUUUCCAAACUCUCCUGUCGCGGUUGCCAUGCCUUCUUUGCCGCAUUCAAUAACAUUCACGACACCCACUUUCUCACGAGAGGAUCACACGGCAAGUCGUACUUCCCAUGGCAAUUCCCCUUGAACUUUCCUAAAUCCAACGCCGUGGCCGACAAAGCCUACAGACUUCUGGCCGAGCGAUGGGUUCCGACGUACCACGGAUACCGGCCAAGGAUGGUUCACCUGCAGCCUGACUCGACGGCGGGAUCGGGUGCUCAAGAGAUCGAGCUUGGGGACCGCCGCGAAGACGACAACACCCUGUCUCUUGAAGUCCUCACUGCGGACUUGCCAGAAACAGGGAACCACUAG
Penicilliopsis zonata CBS 506.65 is the source of this 1476-nucleotide messenger RNA. RefSeq lists its product as hypothetical. Bases 1 to 1476 code for a protein of 491 amino acids. The record is from RefSeq and is a predicted model, not a curated record. The transcript has a single exon. NCBI's taxonomy places the organism in Eukaryota, Fungi, Ascomycota, Eurotiomycetes, Eurotiales, Aspergillaceae.